Molecule: messenger RNA, 3867 nt
Organism: Plasmodium gonderi
Lineage: Eukaryota; Apicomplexa; Aconoidasida; Haemosporida; Plasmodiidae
Exons: 1
Coding region: 1-3867 (1288 amino acids)
Source: RefSeq, a predicted model, not a curated record
AUGGAAAUCAGUGAAAGCAAUGACACAAAUUAUUGCAAAGGUGCCUUAUCAAACAGUAACAACAUUCACAUUAUCUAUGAAGAUAUAAAUCAAAAUACAAAUGAAAAGUUAAAAAUUCAUGAUUGGAAAAAUGACAGACACAUAGGUAGGAAAAGAUCAAAAAAAGGGUAUCAAUCAAAUUUGGUAUAUUAUAAUCAAAAAAAGGAAAAAGAAUUUGAAUAUGAGAAAAAGCAAUUUCUAACCCCAGAAAAAAGUAAUUAUAAUUAUUCUGUAAUCAGUUUAAGCAAAAAGAAUAAUUUAACACAACAGAGUAGCAAAGUCCAUACAGAUAAGGUAAAAAGGGAUAACAUCUAUAUUAGUUCAGUAUCAGGGAAGAAUAAAGUACAAGGCAAUAAUAAAUUUAUUCAUUAUGUGAGGACUGACAAUGGGAAUGGAAAAAACCUAAACAAAACCAACGGUAGUAGUAAUUAUGUCAGCGGUAGUAGUAAUUAUGUCAGCGGUAGUAGUAAUUAUGUCAACGGUAGUAGUAAUCAUGUCAACGGUAGUAGUAAUCAUGCCAACGGUAGUAGUAAUCAUGCCAACGGUAGUAGUAAUCAUGCCAACGGUAGUAGUAAUCAUGCCAACGGUAGUAGUAAUUAUGUCAACGGUAGUAGUAAUUAUGCCAAUUCUUAUAUUGGUGAUUAUAAGAACGAUUGUGGGUAUGGCUACAACAACAAUUAUGACAAAAAAGAGAACGGUAACUCUUCAAAACAUUGUCAUAAAGGAAAAAUUUACAGUAAAGAAGAUAAAUGUACUCUUCAGUACAGUAAUAAGAACAUUCAAAAUGGGGAAGGGUUUAGGUUGACCAAAGAACUCCUCGAUGUUCUAAAUAAAAGGAAUGAAAUUUUGAAUGAUCAUGAUGAUGAUGAAAAUGAGGAAGAUGCAGAUAACGAGAAUCAAAAUUUUCUCAUUUAUGUAAAAAAAAAAAUUGAGGAAAAGAGAUACAAAAUAGGGGAGAAAAGUAAAGGUGUAGGAGGUGGUGGAGAAAGAAUACGAGGUAGAGAGAAUGGAAAAAUAAGUGAUAAUACUGAUUUAGACGAUCCGUUUUUAGACCAUAUUACUGAUCUUCUGAGUUCCCAUUUGCAUGACCAUUCAGAUUGGGGGGAAAAAAAAAGUAAAAUAAAAUUCCACAAUAGUCAUAAGGACAUACCGAGUAAAGGAAACGAUGACAAAGAGAAAAAACACAGAGGGAGUUAUGUCAGAAAAAUUGAACUCAGCAACAUCAUGGGUGAAGAUAAAAAUGAUCUUGAAGACACAUACAGUAGCCGAAUUGAUAUUCGCAAUAGUUGUUAUAAUAGCAACUGCAAUGAUGAUACUAGAGGAACUUGUAAUGGGAAUCGUGAAUUGUCAUACCAGUUAGAAACACACAAAACGAUUAAUGAUAGUAAUUCCAUAUUUAGUGAUGAAUCGACUAAAGUGUAUGUAAACAAAAAAAACAAUGUUUAUUUUAACAUGUGUGAAAAUCCGUGUGACAUGUGGUAUGGAUUGAGAAAGUGGAAUGGCCAGCGAAUUUUUAUCACAAGUUUAAAUGGAAACAGGAAGAAGAACGUCAACAAUAGUCGAAGCAGCAGCAGAGGCAGGGGCAGGGACAGCGGCAAUAACAGCAGCAACAACAAUAACGACAAUAACAAGAAUAAUAACAGCAGCAAUAACAACAAUAACAGCAGCAGCAACAACAACAGUAACAACAGCAGCAACAAGAACAGUAACAACAGCAGCAACAAGAACAGUAACAACAGCAGCAACAAGAACAGUAACAACAAGUGUUUAGGAUCCAAGUGUAGAAGUGGAGGCGUUGAGCUUGGAAAACCAAGGAUCUCCAACGAGAGGCUAGUAAGUGGUAGAGGCAUCACUGUCAAGUGCAUAAAUAACCCAAAGGGAAGCAACUACUUAAGAAGCGACAGAAUAGAAAGUGUCUCGAGCAAGAAGCAUAAAAGGAAGGGCAAUAAUAUCAGCAGCACGCAUAUCAAGACGAAAGCAAAAAACAUUGAACGAUAUUACAUCAGCAAAAAGAAAGAAAACAAUGGUAUUGUUACAAAAAUGAGAGAUGAUAAACCAUGCGGUAGGAAGAGUCUCAAAUACGCUGACAAGUAUGUUAAGUGCAAUGAUGAAUUGGUUUCGAAAUAUUACCCGAAGAGAUUAAACAGGCAUGGUAGGAAUAAUGGACCUGUCUGCGAUUCAGAAAGUGUGUUAGAUAGCGAACAAUCGGACAACACUAUUGCUACUAUGCAUAUUGAUGGCAAUUGGAAAUACAAUGAAAAUAAGAAAAGGUAUAGAAAUAACAACCCCUACAAAUUUACCUCAUACAAUAAUGGUGAUAAAAAAAUUGCGCAUAGUAAAAAUGUACCAAAUAAUAUUAUGCAGUUGGAAAAAAUAGCGAACAAUUUCAUCAUAUCUGACAAUGAUCAUCAGCUAGCUAAAAAGUCAUCCAAAAAAAAAAAAAAAAAAAAAAAAAAUAUUAUGACAUGGUCAGGCAAAAAUGAGAACUAUAGAAAUACACACAAAGUACAUUUUUUCCCCAUAAAAAAUGACAAUAAUAAAAAGAAAAAAAGUAACUAUUACGAUAGAAAAACAAUCAAAACUAAUGUUAGAAAUGUCUUUGACGACCUCGGCGAUGCUAAUAAGGCACCAUUCUCUACUAAACGUGAUGGCAUUCACAAGAAUGAAAAUGUAAAUGAAAAUGUAAACGAAAAUGUAAACGAAAAUGUAAACGAAAAUGUAAACGAAAAUGUAAACGAAAAUGUAAACGAAAAUGUAAACGAAAGUGUAAACGAAAAUGUAAAUGAAAAUGUCGAAUGUAAAGCAAGUUCUAGUGGUAGCACAUCCCAGAACAACAAUAUACACGUGUGCGAACGGUCGAACAGUGGUGAUAACUUGAAAAGUCAUUAUGCUACAUUGCAUGAUGAAAAAGGAGGAGAAGCAAAUUCGAAUUUAGAAGCAGAUGCAAAUGUUGAAGCAAACGCAAAUGUAGAAGCUGACGGUCGUAGGAACAACAAUUCACAUAUUACCCCACCAUGCACAGCUGUGCAAGAAGAAAGUAAGGAAAAGAACACAGAAAAUAAUUGCAUCCAUUGCCUUGUAUCACCCUUUAAGCAUAGUAAAUCCGAAUGUCCCCAUGCUGUGAAACCGAAUGCCAAAGGAAAAGUAGCUCAUAGGAUUUACCAGCAUCGCAAAAGUGGAUUAAAGAAAAGGAAUAUUUAUAAGUUGGAAAAGUUAAAGACAUAUAACAACAGCCACAGUUACAGUAUUAUCAAUGACUUUUACAACCCUUUAAGGAUUAAUAAAGAAUAUGAAAGGAAGUAUACUUCUUCCGUAUUCUCUGUUCAUGGUGCUAGUAUAGUAGAACGAAAAACUUGUAAUGACAUAAGUGAGUGUUGUACCAUAAGAAAAGAGACAGAUUGUGUUAUUGAUUAUAAUUUUUAUCAUCCACAUAGUAGCAAAAAUGGAAUAUCAAGUAAUAAUCAUAAGUUAUCUGAUUUUGUUAAAGAAGAAAAUAUGAUGAGUGCAAACGGAAGAGACAAAUUAAAUUCGACAAAUUUUUCGUACAUAAGUGAGAACAAUAGGAAAUAUAAAAAUUCUUAUUAUAAUAAUUCCAAGUUUGACAUGUCAUACGAUAUUGAAGAAGAAACAAAAAAGAGGAAGAAAAAAAAAUGGAAUAUUAAUAACAUCGGUAGUAGUAGUAGUAUUACUUGUGGCAAUAAUUACAGGAAAAAGUUUAGUAAUCAUUUGAAUAGUAAUAAUGCAUUUUUUGGUAAAAAAACUGUUUAUAAGAACCCAAGAGAGAGGGUGCAACAUAUACUGGCUACCACAAGGGGCUUAGACUCGUAA